UAAGAUCACUGCAGAGAAUGACAAACACCACACAUCUAUAAAAAGACUGGUAGAAGUCAUCAACUUGAAGAAUGCUGACGAACCUGACAAACCAAACAGAGGAUGACCCCUUCUCCUGCUACAGUCCUUUACUUGUAGGAUACCGUUACUUUGCUGUGGUGUUGGGAUGUGGCGUGAUCAUCACUGGUACGGUGGGGAACCUGAUGACCCUUCUGGCCUUCGCCUUAGACCCACGUCUGAGGACUCGCUUCAAUGUGCUCAUCGUUAACCUGGCUGUAGCCGAUCUCCUGUACUGCACCAUAAUGCAGCCCUUCAUAGUUGACACAUAUCUAAACCUCAGAUGGCGCAGUGGUCCACUCUGGUGCAGCAUCUGUUCCCUGCUUAUCUUCAUUUCCACCAGUGUCUCCAUUGUCACCCUCUGCCUGGUAGCAAUGAGCCGAUAUCUCAUGGUGGCAAAAAGGGCUUGGUUUGACCGUGUCUUCUCCAAUUGGGGUCUUACUUUACUCCUGAGCUCAGCGUGGGCACUUUGCCUGGCCACCGUCAGCCCACUCUGGCCUGUUUUUGAGUUUGUGCCAAAGGUGUGCGCAUGCAGCUUCAAUCGCACCAGGGGUCGUCCCUACAGCACCAUUGUGCUCUUUUUGUACUUCUUUGUUGGUCUGGGCUGUGUCGGUGUAUUCUACCUCCUCAUCUACAGACGUGUCAGGAUUGCCUCAAAAUCUCUGCAGCGCUACAGGAUCAGCCGCAAGUCCUCCAGAAAGAAACCAGCUUCUUCUGCUCAAGAGACUGAUAACAGUGGUGUAGAAAAGACAUGUAGCUUUGAGAUGAGCAGUCAGGUAGAUCUAGCCCAAAAUACAGAUAAUAUCACCUGUGAAACCUCCAAAUCUGCCGAAGCUUCUACCAUGGGCCCAAAUUCAUCAGCAGCCAACGAGUCUCCCCUUGACAUCGUCCCAUCACCUUCAGCCACACCUGCUCCCACAAAGGCAACACCCUCUGGCCACUCCACAGCCUCAGGAGAUGAUAAAGAAAUGAAGCGUGUGACACGCAUGUGUUUAGCAGUUUUCCUGUGCUUUUUGCUUUGCUUUGUCCCGUACAUUUUUCUCAACACAAUUGACAAACAUGAACGUGCACCACAGGUUCUGUACAUACUCAGUACAAACUUCACCUGGUUCAACAGCUGCAUCAACCCCAUGCUCUAUGCUGUCAUGAACAGACAGUUUCGACAGGCCUACCAUUUGCUGCUCACCAGGGCUGCUGCACCAUUCACCUGUCUCUGGACCUGGUGUUCCACCAAGCAACCACCACCGGAGCUGAAAAUUGAAGCCAAUGCUUAAAUGCAAAAAAACUGCAGUUUCUUAAAGUCUCCAAAAGUGAGUUCAUCCUCAUCAGCACCCAUGUUAAAAUCCUCAACUCUGCAGCAGAAAUAAACAUAUUUACUGCUUGGUACAAAAACUGUUUUGAUCUCUGUAUCUUAUUUCUGCCUUCAUGACAACUAUUUUUUAUAUUUGCCCUUUAACUAUAUGAAGGCUUAAAGCUAAACAUAAUUUAAGGCGUGGCUGCUCUGAGUGACAGGCAGGUGCCCUCUCAGGUGACUAGCCACUGCAUUUAGCACACCUCAGCUCUCCCCUGCUCAGCCUUUUUGCCUAUUUUUGGAUUAGUCUGGAGUUGGGAGGAGUUGGGCACUGCCAAGAUGGCAACAGAGAGAUUCACCCACUUUAAAAUUCACUGGCAUCAAGGAGACUACGUCCAGAUUCUAUACAGUCAAUGUUGUCAACAAUGAGAUCCUACACUCCUGGACUUUAAAGUGAUGUUUCUAUUAUUCAGGUCCUACAUGAUAUUCUUUGUAGUGCAACCUGCAUUCAGUCACUAUUGACUCCUCAGUUGUUUGUCUGUGUGGAUAAUAUAAGGUGAGGGAGUUGA
Messenger RNA from Centropristis striata (black sea bass), 1917 nucleotides. RefSeq names its product G-protein coupled receptor 84-like. NCBI's taxonomy places the organism in Eukaryota, Metazoa, Chordata, Actinopteri, Perciformes, Serranidae. The record is from RefSeq and is a predicted model, not a curated record. Gene Ontology annotation, cellular component: membrane. Bases 72 to 1331 code for a protein of 419 amino acids. Gene Ontology annotation, biological process: neuropeptide signaling pathway. The transcript is spliced from 2 exons. Gene Ontology annotation, molecular function: urotensin II receptor activity.